CAUACUGGGACUGCCAUUGUUUUGAAUUUCUAGAAGUGUCGUGAGGCAAAAAUUCAGGUAUUUGGGAGCAAUGGAAGGCCCCAAGGCAGAAGAAGAGGUGCUGGAUAUUCUCCGGCUGAACGUGGGAGGCUGUGUUUACACAGCCCGACGUGAGUCCUUGUGCCGCUUUAAGGACUCUAUGCUGGCAUCUAUGUUCAGUGGUCGUUUUCCACUAAAAACAGAUGAAUCAGGUGCUUGUGUUAUUGACCGUGAUGGACAUCUGUUUAAAUACCUUUUGGAUUAUCUUCAUGGAGAAGUUCAGAUUCCCGCAGACGAGCAAACCCGCAUUGCCCUACAGGAAGAGGCUGAUUACUUUGGCAUUCCUUAUCCAUACAGCCUGUCUGACCACUUGGCCAAUGAAAUGGAGACAUAUUCUUUAAGGUCAAAUAUAGAACUUAAAAAGGCUUUAAAAGAUUUCUGUGAUUCGUAUGGUUUAGUUUGCAAUAAACCAACAGUUUGGGUUCUCCACUAUCUGAACACAUCUGGUGCGAGCUGUGAGAGUAGAGUUAUUGGAGUGUAUGCCACAAAGACUGAUGGAACAGAUGCUAUUGAUAAGCAGCUGGGAGGAAGAAUUCACAGUAAAAGCAUUUUUAAAAGAGAGGCGGGAAAUAAUGUGCAGUACAUUUGGAGCUAUUACUCGGUAGCGGAGCUGAAGAAAAUGAUGGAUGCCUUUGAUGCUUGGGAAGGAAAAGGUGUUAGCUACUGGAGGGUGCCUCAUGAGUUGAUAGAGUGUUGGACUCUGGAAGAGCGACCAUUACUUGGAAAUCUGCGACAUAUGGCCCCAAUUCGGAAGAGGCGACUGGUAACAUUCAAUGAAGAGGAAGAAGGCAAGAACUGUAAAGCUGGGCCGAAGCCAGUCAGAUUUCUGGGCCCCUCCACCAGCACUCAGAUUAAAGUGAAGAACUCAACCUCAGUCAUGGUGCCUGCAGCCGUCCCCGUCCAGACUUCCACUCGGGCCGCUGCAAACUGGUCCCAGUGCCGCAGGGGCGCCAAGACAGCCCCGCGGUCUGUGCAGCUGCAAACCUCACUCCGCAUGGGUACUGGCACGUCUGGAUCUUGUCAGGCUUCCUGUGGGGCAGAGGACACUGAGAAUGGAACCACAUCCCCACAGCUCUCAAAGGAGCUCUCCAGCAAGAGGCCCACAACCCAGCGAGUGAUAAAGCUGAGGAGGACUCCGCUGUGUGCCCCGGCCCGCUCCCUGCCCACCUGCACCACAGAGGGGCCAGCCGGCUCCCCAGAGCCGCCAGGGUCUCCCCAGGUUCCCAGCGCUUUAGGCUCGCCGACUGAAAACGAUGGAUAAAGGGGUGAACUUGCAGCUUCCUGUGUGUCUCCCAGACCUUUCCACCCAUUUGGUGCAAUAAGUGACUCUCUUGGUGACAGAAAGGCGGAAACUUAUUUCCAUUUAAGAUUAUGGGGAAAAUGAAUCGUGUGAAGUGGGAAAAGAAGAGGGGAGAUUUUAGGUGGUUGGGGCUAUAGUUACUUCUCAUUUCCGAACGUAUUUUGAGAGAUUUUUGCUAUAGGGUGUAUACCCUGGCUGGAAACACAGCAACCAAGAGACAGAAACGGGGACAUCACCCCUCAGGGGGCAUGGCCACGCUGUUCUCC
Messenger RNA from Tupaia belangeri chinensis (Chinese tree shrew), 1644 nucleotides. RefSeq names its product potassium channel tetramerization domain containing 18 (gene KCTD18). The transcript is spliced from 6 exons. Gene Ontology annotation, biological process: protein homooligomerization. NCBI's taxonomy places the organism in Eukaryota, Metazoa, Chordata, Mammalia, Scandentia, Tupaiidae. The record is from RefSeq and is a predicted model, not a curated record. The coding region runs from base 71 to 1339 and encodes 422 amino acids.